CUGUCUGCUUCACGCAGCAGACGAACACGAAGAGUAGUAGAAGUAUUGUGUUGUGACUGUUUAUGUAGAAGCAUAUGAGUGAUAUGUUCAUUUUUAUAGCAGAGCUCAACAGAUUGGAAGUUGCCUAGGAUUAUAGUUGACGAUGUGCUCUGUCUGAGCCAUUACUACAUUACAAAACUAUCAUCACAAGGGAUUCUUAGGAUUUGGAAUUAUGGAGAACCUGAUUAAACUGGUGGAAGACUUAAAAAUUGCUGUUGACGAGAAGAAAGGGGAUAAUGUUCCAAACCUGUUGGAUUCUGUUUUGACACAGAUUGAAUCCAAUGAUACAGGUGGGAAGGACUUGCCUGAGUUGGUGGGACAACUGGCAAACCUGCUGGAGUGGGACAAUGUGGGUGUGUUAGUUAAGACAGCGGCAGUAGUGGCAGCCCUGGCGAAGACUGAGAGUGGCCGCACUGCUUGCUGCUGCUCUCGUGUAACGUCUCCACUUCUGCGACUGAUGAUGUCACACAGUGACAUCCAGUUGCUGGUGCAGGUGUGCCGUGCUCUCGGCAACAUUUGCUACGAGAACACGGAUGGUAACAAACUGGUGGUAGAGGGGGAUGGGUUGGCGGCAGUGUUACGAGUGUUACAGCGAGCUGUCUCACAGUCAGAGGCACCACAUUCCACACAACUGCGAUCAUGUGCUGCUGGCUGCCUUCUCAAUUUGCUUAUGGGACAGGAUUACUUGUAUCCUAAGGCACUGGAGCUGGACAUCAUGGAGUUGCUCUACUCUGUGUUGGAACUGGGUGUGACCAAGGAGGGAGAGGAGGCAGCCGUCCACACGCUUGUCAUUUUGGGACUGCUUACUGAUGCUGCUCCUGGGACAUUGACUCUUAGUGAGAAACUAUGCAAUGUUACAGUGAAGACUCUAGAGACUUCAACUUCUGGGGAACUCAGUGAGUUGUGUGUUGAGCUUCUUCAUACACAGGCAGAGAAUGAGAGUGUGAGGCUACACCUAGCCAAGGCUGGACUCUGUGAGUUGCUGGUGGAGUUGCUGGAGAAACACAGACCUCUAGUGGAGGAUGAUGAAACAAGAAAUCUUCUCAAGAUGGCUUGUGACCUUAUCAUUAUCAUCCUUAAUGGCGAUGAAAGUAUGAAUCUCCUGUACGGGGACGGGAAGGGGAAGGUGUUCCAGGGCAUGGUGUCCUGGUUGACCUCCACAGAUGACGAUCUGCAAAUCACUGGUGUUCUUGCCAUGGGCAACUUUGCUCGGACAGAUAAACAUUGUUUACAAAUGGUGGAGCGAGGAGUGAGCAAAAAGCUCCUAUCACUGCUGGCUAAAAACAACACCUGUGCAGCUGAUAUCCGGUUGCAACACGCUCUGCUGAGUGCUCUCAGGAACCUGGUGAUUCCCACACAAAACAAGGGAAUCAUGUUGGCUGAGGGUCUGCUGGACGCAGUGUUGCCAAUGGUGUCAGUCCCAACCUUUCCUGUAGUCUUCAAGUUGCUAGGUACUAUCAGGAUGGUUAUUGAUGGUCAAGAGAGUGCAGCUGUGAGUGUGGGGCGUAAUGCUGACCUUAUCUCCCGACUUGUGGAGUGGUGUACUACUGAGGACCAUCCUGGAGUACAGGGAGAAGCUAACAGGCUGUUGGCUUGGCUAAUCAAAAACAGCAGGGAUAGAGAGGUGAUGGGAGUGAUGGUGCAGUGUAAGGCGGUGCCGCGGCUGGUCGCUAUGGUGACAGCCGAACAUGCAGUGAUGCAGACAGAGGCAUUGCUGGCACUGUCUCUGCUGACGGCCAUGCGUAUGUCAGAUGCUGAGCCAGCCUUGGUCGCUGCUGACGUCGGCAGUCAGAUUGUCACUCUCGUAUCAUCCAACACUGUUGAACGUGAAGUCUUCCAAAAUGUUCUGGCUCUGGUCGGAACCAUGUCAACUUCAGGUGAGAUGAGGUCACACCUGCAUGACACAGGUGUGGCCAAGGCACUGACAGCAGUAGUCAUCAGCAACGACAGCUAUGCAGACGUGCGGGACCAGGUAGCUCGACUCUCUUCUAUGAUUGACUCUGGCUGAGGGCUGUCACUGCUUUCUCCAUCGCCAGUUGUUGUUAUAGUCACAUUUCUGCUUGGACCCUUGAAGUCAGGAAUUGAUAUGUUAGCUCCUUAAAAGCCAUUUUCAUCAUGUCUGUAGGUUUAUCCUAUUUAAGAAUUUUGAAAUACGUGUUACUCUGUUAUUUCCUUCUGGUUUAUAUAGCAGAUAAUUAUAAAACCUGCGUACAAAGAGAAAUCAAAAUAAUCGUGCAAUAAGUGUUUCUAUUUUCGAUUUCAAAGUACAGACUUUUAUGUUAUGAGUGUUUAAUUAGAUAAUAGUAUGUGCUUCACAUAUGGAAUACUUACAGGGGAGCAAUCAACAAUAACAUUGAAUACUGAUUUUGUAUGAAACAAAAGCAAAGAAAAGAUUAGGUUCGUUGAAUUAUAUAUUUUUUAUAAUAUGGAAAUCGUUUUUACUAUAGCAAAAGUUUGGAUGUGUCUAAACAUUUCAAAUUUAAAAAAAAAGGAAAUAGUUAAGACAACAACUAAGCCAGUUGUUUAAUACAGAUUUUUAAACUGGAAAGAGAGUUUGCCAGAUUAAAUAUAAAUGGAGUACGCACAAUUCUGUCAACUACUGCUACUUGUUAAAAAGAAAAAGGUUUUAUAUAUAGUUAAAUGGUUUGGCACAAAAAGAUUUGCCAUUUGAUACUUUAGAAUUAUUAUUAAGGAUUUGAAAUUUCUUCUUGUUCCCUUAAGUGCGGUAAGUGUGUGUCUGUGGCUGAGAAGUGGAUAAGUGCUGACGACUUAUACAUAAUCCUUGUUUUCUGCUAAAACCGAAGAUUGUAUUACCCACGCCCCUACCAUAACCUCCCCUCCUACACUUAUCCCCCCACGAAAAAAAACUUGAAAAUAUAGUAUUUUAUAACUUUAGGACAAUUUUAUAAUUAUAUAAUGCCUCUUUAUAUGUUAAAAAAAUUGUAUGACUUUUGCGAGGACAUAUGCAACCAAAUAAUCCAGCCAGGGCAGAGCACACAUAUGAAAUAAGCUAGCACUUAAAAGGAUUAAGUUAUGUUUACAAUUUUGAUUUUUUAACAUACAAGUUUCCUUUAAAUUAUACUCUAAUUUAUGUGUA
Homalodisca vitripennis (glassy-winged sharpshooter) is the source of this 3136-nucleotide messenger RNA. It is a transcript of the gene vimar, whose product is annotated as rap1 GTPase-GDP dissociation stimulator 1. The record is from RefSeq and is a predicted model, not a curated record. Gene Ontology annotation, biological process: positive regulation of GTPase activity. Gene Ontology annotation, cellular component: cytosol. Gene Ontology annotation, molecular function: guanyl-nucleotide exchange factor activity; protein binding. The transcript has 14 exons. The coding region runs from base 212 to 2047 and encodes 611 amino acids. Lineage: Eukaryota; Metazoa; Arthropoda; Insecta; Hemiptera; Cicadellidae.